Molecule: messenger RNA, 3473 nt
Organism: Aegilops tauschii subsp. strangulata
Lineage: Eukaryota; Viridiplantae; Streptophyta; Magnoliopsida; Poales; Poaceae
Product: BAG-associated GRAM protein 1
Source: RefSeq, a predicted model, not a curated record
CAACUUUGUGGAAAAAGUAUCAUAUAUAAGCACAAAUCAUGCCAAAAAUAAUACAAAAUUUGUAGAAAUACAUAUAUCUUGACAACACAAGAUUGAGUUGACUACACAUGAUUAAAAUCCUGGCACCGCCACUGUUGCCAGCCUAUACUUGUCCUCCAAGAUCUAAUCCUAGUUUAAAAGGAAAGAAUAGAUAUGGAGGUGCAGAUAGGAAGGUUAGGAUUACAUCAAGUAUGUACGCUAAUACAUGCUACCUUAUUCUUACACCGAUCAAUCUUUUCAAGAAAUGAACCCUAGCUCCCAUCCAUCAAAAGAAGGGGGGAAAACUUCCAAUCGGCCGACUGAUAACAUGGGCGCGUCCACCACCUCGCGCGGGCGACGCACGCCCCUUGGUGCCCAACGCACCGCUUAUCGUUUUUGUGUGAGAUGUAGUGUGCGAGUCAACUCCAUCCUAACUCCUCCCCAUGCUUCUCUUCCGCAUCUAUUGUUGUGGCGGCCCUCGCGUAUGUUGGUGUUCCUCUGGUCGUCGUCCGUCUCCUCCAUCCAUCUAAUCUCUCAUCCUCUUCUCUCCCACAAUCCAUUCGCACUGGUCAUCAGCUCAUCACUUGAGCACAAGCAUGGUCGCCUCCCGUGCACAAGUCCACCCAUCUCCUCAUCCUCCAUUGUCGUCCAUGGCCGGAUGGUGCAGAGGAGCGUGGUGGAUCACCGCCGAUGCUGCAACAUGUGUGUGUGUUGUAAGAGGUGGAGCUAUGACGAGCUGGCUGCUCGGUGAUGUUGUCGUUAUUGCUGGAGGUGACGACAACAUGGUCCAUAUUGCAAUGGGUGACCGCAACAUGGUUUAUGUUGCAGUGGGUGACCAAAGGCCCCACGUCAUUCAAGCUGGUGAUGACCACACCAUGUCUCAUGUUGCAAUGGAUGACCAAAGCACAUGUCAUGUAUACGCAUAAUCGUAACAAGGUCCGUGUUGCAAACCAACCAAGCACAACAAGCAAAGGUUGCGGCUGACGUGGUGGGAGAUCGAACGGAUGUCUCGUGCGCCAUCUAACGUCUGCCGAGGCGGUCGAUCUAAUUGGUUGGUAACCCGGCCGGCAGUAAAGAAAGGUAAACGUCCUCAGUCUCCGAGAGAAGUACUUUGCACCCAUAUGAUUGCGGGAGCCAAUUACAUGAUGUUUCAAACAACCAAUUUUGUUUCGGAGGUUGACGCGCGGUGAGGCAUCCGUAAAAGCCUCCGUGAGACCGUGACGUGACAGGCGCGGGAGACUCACUGGAUGCACCUCGGAGCCAAACCGACGGCGACGGUUGGUUGCACUUUAUAUGCCCCGCUAACCGAUCUUUGCUUCCCUCACAGCAAAGAGACGGUGAGCAUGGCCAUGGGCGCGCACUGCUCGUGGUUGCUGAGAUCCCUCCUGCCGUCGCUGUGGGAGGCGGAGGUGGCCAUCUCCGCCGUGGCACUUCUCGCCGCCGCCGUCGCGCUGCUCCUCAUCCUCGAGGAGACCGCGUCCGCCACCUCCCCGCCUUUUUCCACGACUAAGAGCUACGACCGAGACCGCCGGUGCCGGACGCGGGGCAGCGCAAAGGGAAGCAGGGCGUUCGCUGAACCAGGAUGCGCCGGCGACGAGAUCACUCUUGUGGCUGACAGCUCUGGCUCUCGGAGCUCCACCGCGUACGUGAUCAAGCUGGAGCUGGUGUCUGCCAAGUACCUGAUCGGCGCCAACUUGAACGGGACCUCAGAACCCUACGCCGUCAUCUCCCUCGGCAGGCAGAAGCGCUUCAGUCCCAUGGUGCCUAGCCAAAGAAAUCCCGUGUGGGGGGAGGCGUUCAGCUUCCUGGCCAGAGAACUUCCAGCUGAGGUAAUCAUAACAGUUUAUGACUGGGACAAUGUAUGCAAACGCAAAGUCAUCGGAUCUGUAACUGUAGCUAUCCUCGCCGAAGAUGAAACAGGAGCCGUUUGGUACGACCUGGACAGCAGAUCUGGUCAGAUCUGCUUGCGUAUUAGCUCAAAGAAAGUGUCGUCGACUUCUGACAGCUUCUUUAAGCAGUAUACUGGAGCCAAGUCCCAGAGAAAGAUCAUACUCGCUAGGCAACGGUUGGCAAUGACUGAAGACAGUAGUCCUCUGCACGCUACAAUCGAAUUCCCUCAUGAUGAAAUUGUUCACCACAGUUAUUCUUGUGCUCUGGAGAGGUCUUUCUUGCGCUAUGGGCGUAUGUGCAUCUCCUCAUGGCAUCUGUGCUUCCAGUCACACGUAUUCUCCAAGCAAUUAAAUGUGAUCAUUCCGUUACAAGACAUAUAUGAGAUAAGGAGGAGCCAGCACUCCCUUAUAAACCCAGCUAUUACUAUAUUUCUUCAUACUGGCGCAGGUGGUCAUGGGGUAUCUCCAUUGUGCUGCCAAAAUGGAAGCGUAAGGUACAAGUUCACAUCCUUCUGGAACAGAAACCGUACAUUUCGAGCUCUAGAGACGGCGCUGCAGAGUUACCGAGCAACAUUGGAAGCCGAAAAGCAGGUGAGUUCACAUUUGCUUCUUAAAGGAGAGAGUAUGAAUGUUAUUAGCAGCAGAACAGACAACAUAAAGACAGAAGACAGAAGAAUUGGACUGACUAUCACAUUUCAACCUUUCAUCAAUGAACAUGUUCUUGUAGACAUAACCAGUAAUACCUUCCCUGGUACACCUGAGAAUUUUUUCACUGUGAUACUAGGUGACGAUGCAAUGUUUUUCCAGCAGUACCGAAAUACACGAAAAGAUACAGAUUUAAAGGUGUAUUUUGUCAAUUGCGCUAUUGGCAUAUCCUUUUCAUGGUCUCAAUUUUUUUUACCAAGUUGGUUGCUGCUAGCAUUAGACGACGUAACAGUCAAAUGUUCUAAAUUUCUCCAGCUGAGUAAGUGGCAUGUCUCAGAUGAGUACGGUGGAAAUGUUCGUGAAGUAACUUUCAGGUCACUAUGCCACAGUCCUUUGUGUCCUCCAGACACUGCGGUAACUGAAUUGCAGCAUGCUUCUUUCUCAAACGACAAAAGAAACCUGAUCUAUGAAACAAAGCAGCAAGCACACGAUGUCCCAUUUGGUUCUUACUUUGAGAUCCACUGCAGGUGGUCUCUAAGGACAACCUCUAGUUCAACAUGUCAAGUGGAUGUAAAGAUUGGUGUGAACAUGAAGAAGUGGUGCAUUUUGCAAUCAAAAAUAAAAUCUGGAGCAACUGAGGAGUACAGGAGAGAAGUUUGCAAGAUUUUGGAGGCUGCCAGUGAUUAUACCGUCAAAGCUGAGUCAAAUGGGCCAAAUAGGGAAGAUAUUGUGGUGACAUCUUCAGCAUAACGAACUGCACAAGAAAACCACCUGCAUAUUUCUGUGUACGCAUACAUACAGGACAUAUUUGCAGAAUUUGGAGGCUGCUUGCGCUGUAACCUGAAAGCUUCGUCGAAGAGCCAAGCCAAUGAUGAUACUGUUGCAACAUGUCCUCCAUGAAAACUUGCUGUUAAAACGACC